ACCCCCGUGUUGCCGCGUACCGCGCACAGAGCGGCGCGUAGGUAUACGUACACACUAGGCGUCUAUAUUUUAUAUCCGGUGUACCCGAGUUGUCGCUAGGGCGCAGACUCGAGCCAAUCGGGGUCGGCCGGCUCGCCAGUUACUUUUCGCGAUUCACCGUGGCCGCUCUUCCGCGGCGCAGGUAGACGAACGAACGGCAGUCAGUUAGUCAGUCAGUCAGUCAGUCAGUUAGUUAGUUGAUGAGAUGAAAAGGAAGGAUGUAAGACGAUUGUCGGCGGAGUAAGAAAAGAAGAGGCAGAGGGUAGGAAGAAGGAAAGGAAAACGCGACAGGAGGCGAAAAGGGAUGAAAACUGUAGUUGUAUAAGAGGAACGAAAAGAAGGCAAGAGGCGGGUGGAAAACACGAAAAGUGCAGACAGAUAAGGAGAGCGGGAGGGAGAGGGAGUGAGAGAGAGAGAGAGAGAGGUCAUAGGUGCUGGCCCCCCGUACCGCCGCAUUCGCCGCACAAAAGCACAACUUGCGCACUGUUGCGCCGCGUUACCAAGCUACUGCGCGAGCAACCGAACUGUGCCGCGCGGCCACCCCUGCCGAGCAGUCGAGUGCUUUCGUGCGGAGUGUUUACGUCGUCGCGCGGGUAAACACACACGUUGUCGUGGCUCUCGCGCCCUCGCACAGCUCGCUCUCUGUGUCCCACGCAUCUCUUUCUCUUCCCUCCGUCGGCGUGAAUCAGCUGGAACGCCAAACACUUCAUCCCUCGUGCGAACGUGAGAGGAACCACCUCGUGGAGUUCCGACCUCGUGAUCGAGUGCUACUGAAACUACGAGUACUAUUUGAUACGGUGAAAUACGGUUCGAUCUGCCGGGCUAUCGAACUCUCCUCCGAUCGCUGCCAAUCUACGAAUCGUACGUAGAGGCAAGACGCUGGCGCUCACUUAUGUCAAUUCGCGACACCUUAGACAAUCGUUCUGGAAUUUACGUGAAUUCGUUUCGGGAGUUCGUAAAUCUCGCGUUUCGGACUUUAUCGCGUCGCAAUAGUCACGCCGGAGUGGCGCGCUCGCGAGGAAUUGGGAGAUUAGGAUCGCUGGCUCGGGGGAUUCGCUAAAGCGACGGGGUGGAGAAGCGGCGCGCGGGUACCGUGACAGUGCAGCAGUGUGCGACGAAGGCCUGCAACGAUACGUGACUGUCUUAACCCCCCUCCUCCCCCUCCCCGCUCUUAACCGCCCUCCUCUCUUUGUGCUUAUACAUGUACGUCGAUGCUCCGAGCGGAAACUCUCUCACGUCGCCGCGAAUUGAACCUGCCUGAAUAAGGAGACGGAUGAAGGAGAAAGACGGAGAAAGAGACGUUGAUCUCGUCACCGUGAAGCACUGGAUGUUACUACGUCAUCGCGAAACGAGGCGUACGUGUGCGGACGUACGUACGUAGUCGUCUUCGUCGUCGUUGUCGUCGUUUGCGCCUGGCGUAAACUCGCGCGGCAAAGUGACUACCCCGGAGUGCAGCGGUGAUAAGAAGAUACAGCCACGCGACGUGAUCGUUAGCAUAAAUGACAAGCGCAGCCAAGGCAUCGAACUGAGAACGAUUUCUGAUCUAUCCAACGGAAACAACAAUAGCUCUGCUGAAUACGCGGACGCUAAUAAGCAGAUUCUGACUACUAGUCUGACGUGUCACUAUGCUGCAGUGAUGGACAGCGAGGGCACAUUGGGCCGCGGUCAUGCAAAUGGGGGCCGUGGGCUGCGCCGUCAGCGGUCCCUGGAAUGGAGAGAACGGCGCGGUUACGGAGCCGGUGCCCAAUCCAGUAGCGAUGAUGAAGAUAAUGCACGUCACACAGUGACGGGGCCCGUGUCGAGUUCAUCCGUUGCAAGGGGCGCUCGUAGUCCCGGUCAAGUCUUUGCCUCCAUUUUGGCGCAACAAUAUGGCAAUGCGGGAGACAGAUCGUACCGUACGGGAUCCGACACGGAAGGCGCAGCAACUACGGACAACCCUACAACGCCAUUUCCUACGCCGCCCCCAACCUUGACACCGAAUCAUCGGCAAGCUUCUCCGUUUCCCCUCGAAAGCACAAACUCUCGCCGGCAUCAUUAUAACGGCAGCAUAUCUUCCGAGAGAUCUCGCAACGGCAAUGGUGAGACCGUUUACGCGGCGUCCACAAAAAAGACGACUUCCGGCGGCGGUACCUUAGGUCGAAGAACACGCCGAGGUCACGCAAGCGCCUUGAGCAGUAGCUCCACCGCGAGCGAUCGUUCUGAAACCGUCUUCCCCGAUGAACACACUCGCAUGCAUCUCACCAAUGGUCUACCCAGGCCUAUUUAUCUCACAGAUACCGGUAGAGAUUCUCCUCCGGAACCCGCGCCACCAGAAGUACCGCCGCGUGGACCGUCUUUACACGCAACGCAUACUUUACGUACGCAACAAAACCGAAAUGGUUGCCCACCGAACACAUCGGGCAGUUUCACUGUGCCAAGUGAUCAAAUGCCGACCGAGACGUAUUCGGAGUACUUGAUGUCAGGAAGUCCACGGAGUUAUCCAGCACGAUCCCCGGGGGUCGCUUCCACGCCAACCGUGACCAGGCUUCCGCCACCGCAACAGCAGGUGACGGUAGGUUCUCUGGGCGGCGGUUUAGGCGGCGCCGGAAAUGGCGGUACCGCCACGGUAGGCGCGCAAGGCCAAGCCAUGGUGAUGCCAGGUUUUCCGCUUCGCGCCGCAGCAGUGCCGCACUACUCCCCGUAUUCGCCGUCGCGCUUUCACAUCGACAAACGCUGUCAGCACAGGUGCUCCUGGAAAUGCUUCUCGAUCGCCCUGAUCCUUCUGGCUGUGGCGCUUACGGCGAUGCUGGCGUACUUCGCUGCAGUGAGCUCCAUGCGUCCGAUAGACAGCACUAACUGCAUUCUGGUUCAAGAUAUCAAGGCUGUCACUCACGAAAACGCACACAUCCACGACUCGAUAUCCACGCAGAUCCCCACAGAAGAAUCUCUGCCUACGAGCACGGCGGAACAUUCGAGCGCCGCGGAUAGCGCCGGCGAUCAGCAGAGCGACCCGCAGAUCCAACAAUCGGCGCAGCAAUGGCCGGCCGUGCUCGAGCUGCAGGCCUACAACGUCGCGCAUUCCGCCGUCAUUCAACCGUACCACUUCUGGAACACGGAGUUCCGCAACAAGCAGCCGGCGUUCAUCAGGCUGAACUUGACCCUACCGUGGGGCGCGAAUUUCGCGGUGUACGGCAGACGGAACGUCGCGCCCAGCGUCACGCAGUACGAUUUCGUGGAAUUUGUGAAGGGUGGCAGGGUGGUCCACAGGCUGAAGAGGGACAUCACCGCUGUCAGUUUUAUGCAGGCCAGUAGCCCGCAGGACGUCAGCGUGGAGCGCGCGGCACCAGUCGCGCCUUAUCAACACGUGCUCAUCAAGAGGAAUGUCGUGGAGCCACUGAUGGUCAACGUCAGUCUGCUGCAGUACUUCGACACCGGCGACUGGUUCCUGUCCGUGUAUAACGACGAGUUGCAGCCUUACAAGGUUACCCUGGUCGUGACGGAAGCCGAAGGUGUCUCCACUACGUGUCCCAAUGACUGCUCCGGACGUGGCUCGUGCUAUCUUGGCAAAUGCGACUGUAUAGACGGAUAUCAGGGUGCUGAUUGCAGCAAAAGCGUAUGUCCGGUUUUGUGUUCUUCUCAUGGACAAUACGGCGGUGGUAUGUGCCACUGCGAGGAGGGCUGGAAAGGCGCGGAGUGCGACAUACCGUUAGGUGACUGCCAAGUUCCUGAUUGCAAUCAGCAUGGUCAGUGCGUUAGAGGAUCCUGCGUCUGUAAUCCCGGCUGGAAGGGCGCUUUCUGCGACGAACCCGACUGCGCCGAUCCGAACUGCAGUGGCCAUGGCGCCUGUGUCUCCGGCAAAUGUUACUGCAAGGCCGGCUGGCAGGGCGAGCGGUGCAAUCAGGUCGAUCAGCAGGUGUACCAGUGUCUGCCCGGCUGCUCCGAUCACGGCACGUACGACCUCGAGUCUGCGGCCUGCGUUUGCGAGGAGCACUGGACUGGGGUCGAUUGCUCGCAGCCAAGUUGCGGUCUCGACUGCGGACUUCACGGAUCCUGCGAGCAGGGCCGAUGCAAAUGCCAUGACGACUGGACCGGAACGAAAUGCGAUCAAAAACCAUGCGAUACGCGUUGCGCCGAGCAUGGCCAAUGCAAAAAUGGCACCUGCGUAUGCAGUCAAGGAUGGAAUGGGAGACAUUGCACGUUACCUGGAUGCGAGAAUGGAUGCAGCCGCCACGGAUUGUGCACUCUACAGGAUGGCGAAUAUAGUUGCGAGUGUUCAACCGGGUGGGCGGGCAGAGAUUGCAGUAUACGACUCGAAUUGGAAUGUAAUGAUUACGUUGACAAUGACGAAGAUGGCAUGAUGGACUGUUCUGACAGUGAGUGUUGCUCGCACGAAGCUUGCUCAGAACAUAUCAUGUGCCUUGCUAGUAAUAAUCCCGUGGACGUUCUCCUUCGAAAACAACCGCCCAGCGUCACAGCGUCCUUCUACCAGCGAGUGAAAUUCCUCGUCGAGGAGAACAGCGUACAGAGCUACGCCCACAUGGACGAGUACACGGAAAGUCGAGUUGCGGUGAUGCGAGGCCAAGUUGUUACCGAACAAGGACUCGGAAUAGUAGGCAUCAGAGUGUCCGUGGACAGGGACUCGCGCUUCGGAUUCACCUUGACCAGAGCAGAUGGAUGGUUCGACGUCCUGGUCAAUGGCGGAGGCGCCGUGACGCUUCAAUUCCAGCGCAGCCCCUUCAAACCUCUCACGAGGACCGUCUUCGUACCUUGGAAUCAGAUCGUGGUCCUGCCGCCCGUUGUGAUGAUCCUCAGCAAGGAAGGCGAAUCGUAUAAAUCCAACCAGCCGCCGAGCCCGGCAGUUGGCUUCCCAGGGAUUUCGAUGGGACUCUUUAGCGAGCACGGUCCGUGCCUGGAGCACGAUCAUGAGACGCUACGGCCAAUUAUCGUUAGCACCUGGAUGCCGGAAAAAGUUGGUGGUUUGCCUGGAAAGAGCUUGGUCUUUGCUGAGAGUCAAAUCGUGCAGGAAAGCAUCGCUAUUCCGGGCUCCAAUCUCCACUUGAUGUAUCAAAGCAGUCAGGCUGCGGGCUAUCUCUCUACCGUGAGGAUGCAACUGACCGGGCCGUUCAUUCCGAAAUCGCUGACGCACGUACACGUGCACGUGGAGAUCGAGGGCUCGCUUCACACGAAAACGUACGAGGCCGACCCGAAUCUGACGCACACGUUCGCCUGGAACAAGAGAAACGUUUACAAGCAGAAGGUGUACGGCGUGGCACAAGCGAGGAUCUCGAUCGGCUAUCAGCAUUCCACUUGUCCGUCGGUGAUAUGGGAGACGCAGACGGCCACUUUGCAAGGAUUCGACGUCGAUAUCUCCGAUAUCGGCGGCUGGGGACUCGAUAUCCAUCACCAUUACAACUUCCACGAGGGGAUCCUGCAGAAAGGCGACGGCUCCACUCUACAUUUCAAACAGUAUCCGCGCACUGUAAAAGUGGUUAUGGGCACCGGCCUCCAGAGAAGUUUGGUGUGUCAGAGUUGCGACGGUCUUGCUAAAGACGCCAGACUCCUGACGCCGGUGGCAUUAGCCAGUGGACCUGAUGGCAGUAUAUACGUCGGAGACUUCAAUCUCGUACGCAGAAUUACGCCCGAAGGAAAGGUUUACACCGUCCUGAUCUUGAGUGCGACUCAAGUGGCGUAUCAGUAUUAUCUGUGCAUCUCGCCGGCUGACGGACACUUGUACAUCAGCGAUCCGGAGAAACAUCAGAUAUUGAAGGCCCUCUCGUUGGAACAAGUCCAAGAUCCCAGUAUUAAUAUCGAGCCUGUUGUUGGAAGCGGCGAAAGAUGUAUUCCAGGUGACGAGGGCCAUUGUGGCGACGAGGGUCCGGCCAUUCAUGCAAAAUUGGCUCAUCCUAAAGGAAUUGCAAUCGCAGCUGAUAAAACAAUGUACAUUGCCGAUGGAACGAACAUUCGUGCUGUCGACCCUCGAGGUAUCAUACACACGCUCGUAGGACAUCAUGGUCAUCAUAAUCAUUGGUCACCCGCUCCCUGUAUUGGAGCCAUUCCCGCGCAUCAGGCUCAGUUACAAUGGCCCACUGGAUUAACCCUGAGCCCAUUAGAUGGAUCCUUACACUUCAUCGACGAUAGAUUAGUGUUGAAACUCACCAGUGACUUGAAAGUGCGCGUGGUUGCUGGUACGCCUCUUCACUGUACCAGUAACGCAAACACCAAUAGCAAUGGCAAUGACGAACUUCCGAAACUGAAUUCGUCUCUAACGAUAAAUUCGAAGAAACCAGACGAGGUUUUAGGAUCCGUGUUGGCCGUCGGUUUCAGUCCAACUGGUGAAUUGUACAUAGCGGAUCGUGAUUCUCAUCGAGUAAACUCUAUCAGAAUUGUCGAUUCCUCCGGGAAGAUGUCACAUUUUGCAGGCCAACAGCAAGAGAGACUGCGCGGCCAAUGCGAGUGCAACAAUACUACGCCCAGUACCAAAGACAUGGAUACGUGCACCUGCAUGGAUGAUACUAGCAGUACUGAAACGCUCCUUUCGUCGAAUGCUAAAUUCAUUGCAAUAUCGGCUCUGGCCGUUUCACCGGAUGGUAUCUUGCACGUGGCUGAUCAGGGCAGCCUUCAUAUCUUGGCUCUUCAACCCUAUCUUCCGAAUCACGAUGAAAACGGGGAGUUCCGCAUUCCAUUCCCGCCUUCAAACGAGAUUUAUGUGUUUAAUCGCUACGGCCAACAUAUCUCGACGAAGGACUUAACGUCUGGAAAGACUCGCUAUUCCUUCCUGUAUAGCAAGAAUACGAGUUUCGGCAAAUUGUCUACGGUAACGGACAGCGCGGGCAAUAAGAUCCAAUUCUUACGAGAUUAUAGCAGUGUCGUUAGUUCCAUCGAAAAUACACAGGACCAUAAAUCCGAAUUGAAAAUUUCUGCGGUUGGAUUCCUGGAGAAAUUGUCCGAACGCGGCAGAGCAGAGAUUGCUUUGGGUUACGACGGGUCAACCGGUUUGCUCACCAGUCGAUCAGGAGGAGAUGAAACGUACAUUUACAAUUACGACAAUUUAGGCCGUGUCACCGAUGUAAUACUGCCGACAGGCGAGAAAUUGAAAUUAUCAUCAGACUUGUCUGAUGACGAAGGUCUAUUGGUUAAAGUGUCUGCUCCAUUGCAAGCGUUAUCGAAAGGCGAUAAACAGCGAACCGUAGAAUUUGAGAUGAGAAACGAAAAAUCAAAGAUGUUGACAAUCACUGACGGUACCAAACUCAUGAAAGCAAUUGCAUUUACGAAUAGCAGUCUGGAAGUACUUUUGCCUGGUGGCGGUAGAGUACUGAGCGCGGCGAUGACAAAACAUCCACUAUUGAAACCAGCUUUGCCGGUAGAAGCAGAGAUGUUGCCUAUGUGGAGUUAUCAACUGAUGUCAUUGGGUGAAUUAACAAACACCAUGACGACGACAUACAACCUAGUCGGAGAAGUUAGCCAUCCACAGCAAACGCUCAAUAGAGAGAUUUGGGUGAACGAUACGCGAGUGAUAAGCGUCGAAUUCGAACAGGCAUUAAGCCGUGAGACGUUCUACGAUAAAAUGGGAACUCCUUUGUUAACGGUGACCUUUGACCAGGCCGGCUUACCCUUGAUCUGGCAACCGUACGAGCAGGGUCACAAUCUCAGCAUCACGUACGAUCGAUUCAACAGGAUUGAUAGCUGGAAAUGGGGUGCCUCCGACGAGUCCUACGGCUAUGAUCGACACGGCCAAUUGGCAGAAAUCACUAAUAGCAAGGACGGCACGAAAAAAUACACCUACAAUGACUUUAACAUGCUGUCGAAGAUCACGCUUGCCAGUAACAGACAGUUCUCGUUGCAAUACGACGAUGAUGGUGGACUGCGACAUAUCAUUCUACCUUCGGAAACUAAGCAUUCCUUUUCUUGUCAGGCUUCCCUUGGCUUCCUCAGAGUGACUUACACUCCACCCGGUAGUACCAGAGCUUAUCUACAGCACUAUAGUCACGACGGAAACUUGCUGCAAACCGUGUUUCCAGGAGACGGAGCUCGUAUCGUCUAUAGAUAUCACACCUCAGGUCAAUUAGCGGAAGUCGUUCACGGCGAUGGCAAGAGUGAGAUCAGAUAUACGGAAAGUGGACUACCUUCCGAGGUGAUACACUCCGAGAGGGACGUGGAAUAUAAGUGGGAUUAUCAAUAUAGCGCGGGACUUCUGGUGGAAGAGCGUAUAGAUUUCGGCGCCAAGACUGGUCUGAGUAACGCCAAAUUUACAUUCGAAUACGAUUCAAACUUCCGCUUGAUCGCGGUGCAAGGUAGAAUAGGUGGUCAGACUUUACCACCGCACACGAUGGCUUACAGUCCCAGAUCAGGCAUGCUGGAACAGAUCGGCCAAUUCAAAAUAACAAGACCGCAGUCAAACGAGACGACUGUGUUUGACGGUACCGCGCUGUUCUCGCGCACCACAGACGAUCGGUUCCUGGAGACUCAAGUCACAGUAACAAUUCAUCGAAUGGAGGUAUUCAGAAUGGAGUUCACGCACGAUUCGCGCGGUCGCAUCAAUCAGACAAGAACAUACACGCGCAACGUCGCCGUUAACACGUACACUAAUGUAAAGAACUACACAUGGGACUGUGACGGUCAGUUAACCGGUGUGGAAGCGCAGGAACCAUGGGGUUUCAAGUACGAUGCUAAUGGUAACAUGUUGUCGCUCACAUAUCGAGGUAACACGAUUCCGAUGGAGUACAACGCUAUGGACCGAAUAGUCAAGUUCGGUGAAGGUCUCUACAAGUAUGACAACCGGGGUCUGGUAGUACAGAAUGCAAGAGAGGAAAGGUUCAAUUACAAUGCUAAGGGUCUUCUCGUGCGCGCCACCAAACGUGGUCGCUUCGACGUACGAUAUUAUUAUGAUCAUCUGGAUCGUUUAGCUACGAGAAAAGAUAAUUACGGCAACGUUACGCAAUUUUUCUACAACAAUCAGAAACGGCCACACGAAGUGAGUCAAAUAUACAGCCCGCGUGAUGGUAAACUAAUGUCGCUAGUCUACGACGACAGAGGACAUCUUAUAUACGCACAAGUAUACCGGCACAAAUAUUACAUUGCCACUGAUCAAUGCGGUACACCUAUUAUGAUCUUCAACCAGUACGGCGAAGGCAUCAGAGAAAUCAUGCGUUCACCUUACGGCCACAUCGUUUAUGAUUCGAAUCCAUAUCUUUAUUUACCGGUCGACUUCUGUGGAGGACUUCUAGAUCAGGUCACUUCCCUCGUUCACAUGCCAAACGGUAAGGUUUAUGACCCCCUGAUAGGACAGUGGAUGUCACCGCUCUGGGAGAAUGUUUUGGAUCGUGUAGACAAGCCGACGCAUCUACAUCUUUAUAGAUUUAAUGGAAACGAUCCGAUCGACGUUAGACACACUGACAGAACGAGUCAACCAACCGAUCACAUAUCAUGGCUGUCGCAUCUCGGAUACGAUCUCAAGAGUUUAGCGCCACAGCUAUUCCCGGACGAGCUGCCGGAAAGUCUCGUUCCGCGAGCUCUCGGCCCGGGAACCUCUAUAUUCGGUAAGAAGAAAAGAACGCGCAAUCUGGGUGUUCAGUCCGGUUUCCUCGCGUACAUCGCUCAGAGGCAUUCAGGCGACGCUGUAAGUUUAUCCGCGCCACCGCGCUCGGCCUUGAAGAAGGACACAAGUGAAUUAAUACCCAGCCGCUUGGGUGCGGCAUCCGAUCCACCAUUUGGUAAGGGUAUCUUGGUGUCAAGGACUGCCGAUGGCCAGGCGGUGGUAUCCAGCGUGCCUAGCGCUAACGCUAUUUACGGCGACGUAUUCACAUCCGUGUUUAAUCGCUCAUACUUCCUGCCAUUUACGUUUGUUGUGCAUAGCGCGCAACAGGAUGCCUUUUAUUUCGUCAAAGAGGAAACUUGGCGCGCAAGCGAAGAUCGCGGCCAGCUGAAACGGCUAGGUGGUCAGGUGAACACGACGUUCCACGAGAACGAGAAUGGCAGUGGCAGCAGCUCACUGAUCGAUGUGAAGAUACAUGGCGCUAGCUACGUGGUGAAUUUGCGCUACGGUACCACGGCAGAAAAGGAGAAGCAGAGGUUAUUACAUCAUGCGAAGGCAACCGCCAUCAGGAAGGCAUGGCAUCGAGAACGCGAGGCCCUCAAAACGAAUACUCCCACAUCCGUCGAGUGGAUGGUCGCCGAGCAAGAUGAGAUACUAAAGGUCGGCCUCGCGUCUAACUACGAGGGCGAGUACAUACACGACGCGCAACAGUAUCCCGAACUCGCGGAGGACCCUUACAACAUCAGGUUCGUAAAGAAGGCCGUCGACCAGUCGAGCAAAAAGCGACGCAGGAGGAGAGGCGUGCCGUCCUGUAAGCUUUGGUGGUUAGACAAGAUGUGCUAGAGCGACUUGAAAGUCAGCCUAUCGUCCCUUCGCACGGGGACAUUGUCCAGUAUCGAAGCCGCGGGAAUGAACUUUCGAGUGAGCAACAUCGGAUAUAGAGAUAGAAAGAGGAAAGGAAACCGUAAACGUGAAAGUCGACGAAGGGGUUAAAGAAAUGCCGCUGUAGCACGCCGUAGCGCGGCGUCCGUAUAUAUGCACGCGCAUAUAUAUAAACGUACUGAACACUAUCAAAAAGUUUUAUACCAAAGUCUAUUUGUGUAUUUCAAAGAUGCCAAAAACACUAUAACGUUAUAUUAUAUAUAAUAUAUUAUAAAUAUAUAUAUAUAUAUAAAUAUACAUACCCCAGGUGGUAUAGGGUACGUAGAGUGUAAGAGAGCAUUAAACGCACGCGGAGGAACGCGGGUUUUACCGAGUAUUCGCUCCACGGACCAGCUGCGCGACCGAUCCGCGAUUGGCAGAUCCGCGAAAGCCUUAUAAGCGACGACGGGAAAGGAAAUGAGAGGAUAAGAUUCGGGAGAGAGUACAUUGGAUUCCGAGCUGCGUGAGCUUGGAAAGAGGGAAAAGGAACAUUGCGAGAUUCCUUCUCCAAGGAGUUCGACGCUACGUGAACGCAGCUCGAGCUCGUUGCCAGCUUGCAGGUUCGAUUUAAAUUCCAAGAUAUAGAGUUCUCUAAUUACGUUCGUGCGAGGCAAGGCCGGCAAGCUCGUGGAGCUUGCGCUCGAGGCCUAAAGUAAACGGCGGAUUGUGAUACUGCGCGUGUAAAUCGUGCACGCUCGACGGUACACCGCAUACAAGGUAAUUAUAGUUAUGUCGCGAGGAAGAUAAAGAAGAGAGAAGAGGAGAGAAUCGGAAAAGAGGCCAUUCGUAGUUGAGAACGAGAAGAGAGCGAGUAAGAGAAACUAGUCAAUAUAUAGCUUUACAUUGACAUAGCAACCUUCUUCGGCGUAGAAUAAAUGCGAGGAGAAUGCGAAUCGGAAGAAGCGAUGUUGUUGACGACGACAUUGACGUGCGUUUGCCCUGCCGAUGAUAUUUUAACGUCGUACUUAGAAAAAAAUAACGGCGGGUGUAAUAUAAAUAUGGUAUUCGCGCGAUGACGAAUACGACACGGAAAGCGACAGCAAGCAUGGAAACGAAUACAGAACGUACAGGACGUGUCUCAACCAUGAAUGGCCUUGAUAGAGGACCGAGCAAGAGGAACCGGGGGAAGAGAGGAGGUGAUCCUUACGAUGUCCUCGAAGAAGACUAGGAGCCAGCGAUCGUGCGGACUCGAUCGUGCGGCCACGAGCUUGAAUUCCGUUCGCGGUUUUAGGCAAUUAAGGACGAGACGAAUUUGUAUUAUAAAGUGGUGCUUUUCUUGUAUGGCGAGAGAAUGAGAAAGAGUGAAAGAGCAAAGGAAUGAGAGGAUCAGUCGAUGAUCGAGCGAGGAUGAGCAUGCAUGAGAUCGUCGAAUACCAAUAGCGAGACUAAACGUAUUUUUAACAUGUGGGUGUGUCCUAUCUGUAGCGUAAGCGCUCACCGAUCGGUCGCCGAUCGUGUAAUACUGUAAUCUAUAUCGCAUUGUCGUGCGCGCGAAUGUGCGGGAAGAUAGUCACUCAGGAUCGACGGUGUGAGGUACACUCCGUGAUUUCCCAAAGAUUGCGGAGGGAAAUGCGAGCCAGGCGUGCGAGCCGAUGUCUACGUACAGCCGGAAACGGAAGAAAUUUAAAAGAGGGAGAGAGAUAUAAACUCAUUAUCGGUAAAAAUAAUACGUAUACAAUAUCGCAUAUUUGUGCUUGCUGGAUAUGAACAUAACGGACAUUAACUAUGUUUCCUCACCGAGAGUACUAAAUAUGUGUAUCCAAAAUUACUGCCCGCCAAGUAACGAUCGUUUCGCCUGUGUAUAUGUGUGUGCAUGUGUAUGUGUGUGUGUAUGUGUGCGCGCCGAUCGUUCGCGCACAAAAGCCCAUGUACGUGCAUCGAACCACCCUUAGCGUCGGAAAUCCCUCUCAUUAUCACCCGUCAAUUCUCCUCCUUCUCCCCUUCCUCAUUUCCCUCCGCCCUCCGUCCCCAUGAAGACUCCGGAUCUGUCGAUUUAUCGCACGUAUUGUUUGUUCGCAUCUCCACGAACGUUCGUACUCGCCAUUGAUAUUUUGCAACGCGGCUUUAGAAAUGGUGCCGUUUAUGGAUAGUUAGUGGCACAACGACAUUGCUGUCUGAAUAGAUGAAGAAUAAAGAAAUGUUAUCUAUAUGCUGAGUGUAUAAAAAAUAUAUAUAUAUAUAUAUAGAAUGGGAGAGAAAGAGAGAGAGAGAGAGAAUGAAUGAAUGAAUGAAUGAAUAGAAAGAAAAAGAGAUAUAUAAGGAAGCUUUGUAACGUAUUUUUAACUCUGGCGAGUGUUUAGACCUAUACUACCCGAACAGUGCGAGAUCGUAAAAGACGAAAAAUAUCCAAAGGACAUCUGAAAGAUUAGACAUCUUUCAUGGCUUCUUUUACGGUGUCGUGUUGCCUGGGCAAUUUUAAACCGCGGUCCAAGACGAGUUCCUCCUAUAUCGGAGGCACGCGCGCUCGCGCGUGCCGACGAGGCCGCAAAAGCGAGUCUUUUUGUAUAUUUUAUCGUCCUCGUUCGCACGCGCGAAACGACGACACGCGAAAACGGAGAACUCGCUAAAAUUGCGCCGUGAAUAUCUUAUCCCCGCGCGUGUGUUCAUCAUCGCGUUCCCUCGCGAACGGCCGCGCGAACAGGCUCGAUCGUCGAGCCGCAUUCCUCCCUCGCUUAUCUAAGCGUAACUGAUACACACACAUUAUAUUUCGCUUUGUUUUAACUUUAUCUUUAGAAAGCACUCACGUAUGGAAAUAACGAAAAUGUUGGAACUGUAUUAAUCUCGAAUAAUUUACUCUGUGACUUAAAUUCGAUUUCUUAGAGGCAAUCGCUUUAGAAUCGUUCAAAUUUAUUAAUAACAAUAAUGACAACCCUCGGCUAUAUCGGUAUAUUUAUCUAGCGUUCAUAACUAAUAAUGAAGCAGCUACUGUCUCUUCUUUCAGCAGUGGUGGUAAUUUCGCGAGGGUAAUAUUCGAGGGUAAUUUCCGUUAAUCUUCCGAGGGCUUCUGCUUUCUCUAGAUAAGCGAAAUAGGAGUGCUUCGACAUUCGUGUCACAUCUAAACACUCAUCGUUUCCCCUUGGCCAGCCAACUCCUCCUCACAUCCGCUUUCCCUACUGCUCCCUCACAUUGCCCUCACACUCUUGAUCUUUAACCGUAUUAUCCACUGUUGGACCCGGCAACGGUGCGUUCAAGAAGAAUCGACUAUUUUUUAAAUAUCACGUGUCAAAUUAAUGAGCGGGCCAGGUAACCGCGAUAUAUAAUGUCGUACGGGCAAGGCCUCAAAAAAAUAAAAAAAACUCGAAUCGAGGCCCCGAUCCCCCGUCUCACGCGAUUAUAAUAUUAGAAAAGAAAAAUUCACUCUCUAACUUCCGUGAAGUUUCAUCUCUCGUUUUUGCGAACUCGUUCCAAACUCGUUCGUCCCCCACGAUCGCUUGCGGGGGAUCGCGACAACUCCACGUACUUCUCUAAAUAAAUAAAGAAAAAAAGGAAAAAACGAAGUAGAACGCGCGAA
Monomorium pharaonis (pharaoh ant) is the source of this 13982-nucleotide messenger RNA. It is a transcript of the gene Ten-a, whose product is annotated as teneurin-a. Gene Ontology annotation, biological process: motor neuron axon guidance. The record is from RefSeq and is a predicted model, not a curated record. NCBI's taxonomy places the organism in Eukaryota, Metazoa, Arthropoda, Insecta, Hymenoptera, Formicidae.